Molecule: messenger RNA, 2715 nt
Organism: Histoplasma capsulatum G186AR
Lineage: Eukaryota; Fungi; Ascomycota; Eurotiomycetes; Onygenales; Ajellomycetaceae
Product: nucleolar complex protein
Exons: 2
Coding region: 1-2715 (904 amino acids)
Biological process (GO): maturation of SSU-rRNA
Cellular component (GO): nucleolus; small-subunit processome; Noc4p-Nop14p complex
Source: RefSeq, a predicted model, not a curated record
AUGCCCCCUUCGCAGCUGAAGCAGCUGAAAGCCUCUCUGCGGGAAAGCGGAAUCCUGGGGCCGCAGCAGUCUAAAAAGCAGAAACAGAAAAACGCGAAGUCUGGUGCGGGCGCUGCGAGCCGAAUACACCGCAAUGCUGCCCUCCAGGGAAUACGGGAACAAUUCAAUCCCUUUGAAAUCAAGGCGCCCACGAGGCCUGCUAAAUUCAAUUCUGUUUCGCGAUCGAACCAAGAUGCACCACGCUCCAGACCCGGAGUCACUAAGGGCUUAGGAGAGCAGAGAAGAAAAGAAACCCUCUUAAAGGAAAUGCAGCGCCGGAGUAAAGUCGGGACAUUGCUCGAUCGACGCUUCGGUGAAAAUGACCCUACAAUGACCCCAGAAGAAAGAGCGGCCGAGCGGUUUGCAAGAGAGAGCCAGCGGAGGCUCAAAAAGGAGUCAAUGUUCAAUCUUGAAGAUGACGAAGAAGAGGUGCAACUUACCCAUUUGGGACAAACUAUUACGUUUGACGCAGAGAGCAGGGAUGACUUUCAAGAGGACGAUCUCAAUGUCUCUGAUGAAGAAGGGAACUUAGAGAAAAUACGUAAACGAAGGCGAACGGCUGAAGAAGAUGACAUGGAGGGGUUGGCGGAGGACUCGGAGGAGGAAGGGCAACCGGAACGGAAGAAAUCAAAAAACGAAGUCAUGAAAGAGCUCAUUGCGAAAUCGAAAUUUCAUAAAUAUGAGCGUCAAAAGGCAAAAGAGGAUGAUGCUGAUUUGCGAGCGUCACUCGAUAAGGGUCUUCCCGAAAUUUUUGAGAUGAUGAGAGGGGUCAAAAAACCUGAACCUGAACCUUUGCCACAACCUGAUCUUGUCGCCACGAUGAAUCCGGAUCGUGCGGCUCUCUUGAAUGGAAAGCCAAGAGACGAGGCUGAUAAGGAGUACGAUCAACGGCUGAAGCAAAUGACCUACGAUAAACGAGCUAAUCCUGUAGAUCGUACUAAGACAGAGGAGGAGAAAGCAGAAGAGGAGGCAGAGAGACUGAGACAACUAGAAAAAGAACGGCUCAGAAGAAUGCAAGGGGCGGGGGAUGACUUGUCAGAGGAACAGGAUAGCAACGGUGAGGAAGACGUGGAGGAUAAUUCAGAGCCAGACGAUGCGAAGGCAUUUGGAUUGGCUCAACCGAAGAGCAUUCAAGAGUUCGCUGUAGAAGAUGAAGACGAUUUUAUCAUCGACCGCGACCUUGUUGAGUCCGACUCUGAAGCAGAACUCUUUCUAGAUGAGAGCGAUAUGGCCAGCGCUUCGACUGAAGAGGAGUCUGAGGCGGAAGAUGAUGAAUUCAUUGGUGGUUUAGUUCUCCCUCCUGGCAUGGAAGUCGAUAAGGGGCCAUCGACCACCAAUGGCGAAUCCUCCACAGCAUUGACAAACAACAACCUUGCAUUUACAUAUCCCUGCCCGAGAAGCCAUGAACACUUCUUGCAAAUCAUUAAGGAUACCAAAACCGAAGACCUGCCCACUGUAGUUCAGAGAAUUCGCGCACUCCAUCAUCCCAGACUCCACAGCGACAAUAAAUCGAAGCUUGCGACUUUUUCGCAAGUGCUUGUGCAGCAUACCGUGUACCUAGCAAAUCAGCCAAACCACCCACCCUUCGCGGUUCUCGAGAACUUGUUACGCCAUGUCCAUUCUAUGGCCAAGGCUCAGCCGGAGGCAGUAGCUAGUGCAAUGAGAGACCAUUUGCGAGAGAUGUCGGAAACUCGACCCUUAGAAUUGUUGCCAGGCGAUCUCGUUAUUUUAACUGGUGUGGCAACCAUAUUCCCCACCUCCGAUCACUUCCAUGCUGUUGUCACUCCAUCCAUUCUUGCCAUGGCUAGAUACCUUGGUCAGAGCAAUAUCACCAACCUUGGAAACAUCGCGACUGGUGCAUAUAUCGCAACCCUUUGCAUCCAGUAUCAGACGCUAGCCAAACGGUAUAUACCAGAAUUCAUGAACUACGUCCUAAACGGUCUCUGCAUUCUAGCGCCUAUCGAGCCCAAAGAGACACUCGGCUUGUUUCCUCUCCGGCAGCCGUCUGUGCCUCUUCAUCUAACCGCUUCAGAACUCCCGUUGACCCACAUCAGAAAACUUACAUUCUGGGACGUUCUCGCUAACUCUUCUACCGACAGUCGUGAACAAGAGACCCUCAAGCUUUCCCUCAUCAGCACAUUUAUCACUCUCCUUGAUCAUGCCGCGGACCUCUGGUCAUCCAAAUCUGCAUUCCAUGACAUUUUUGUCCCCGCAAAUCGAGUCCUCAAACAUCUCAACCACUCCCUCAACAACAAAUUCCCCAGCGCUCUCUCUGACCAACUGCAAAGGAUCCUCGACAAGUUACAAGUGCUCCUAAAGCAAUCCGACCUCGCCCGCCGGCCACUGCUACUACAUAACCACCGUCCGCUGGCGAUCAAAACCGCCAUUCCUAAAUUCGAAGAAUCUUUCAACCCGUCCCGCCAUUACGAUCCUGAUCGUGAACGCGCUGAGCUUAACAAAUUGAAAGCAGAGCAUAAGCGCGAGCGUAAAGGCGCGAUGCGCGAGCUGCGCAAGGACGCGAACUUCAUUGCGCGCGAGAGCCUACGUGAGAAGCGCGAGAAGGAUGCGGAGUAUGAGCGCAAGUACCGUAGGCUUGUGGCGGAAAUCCAGGGCGAAGAGGGCAGAGAGGCGAAGGCUUAUGAGAAAGAGAAGAAGGCGAGGAGGGCGAAGAAGUAG